GGCCUCUUUUCUCUAGAGAAUGCACAGUACUGGAGGGGAGUCAGGAGGGCUAAGAGUUCAGAAGCUGAAGAAGGAUGAACCCGUUGACUCUGGACGUGCCAUGUCCUUCUAUGUUGGAACCUUGGGGACUCACACUGAGAUCAAGAGAGUGGCAGAGGAAAGGGUCACCUUGCCCUGUCACCAUCAACUGGGGCUUCCAGAAAAAGACACACUGGAUAUCGAAUGGCUGCUCACAGAUAAUGAAGGGAACCAAAAAGUGGUGAUCACUUACUCCAGCCGUCAUGUCUACAGUAACUUGACUGAGGAACAGAAGGGCCGAGUGGCCUUCGCUUCCAAUUUUCUGGCAGGAGAUGCCUCCCUACAGAUUGAACCUCUGAAGCCCAGUGAUGAGGGCCGGUACACCUGCAAGGUGAAGAAUUCAGGGCGCUAUGUGUGGAGUCAUGUCAUCUUAAAAGUCUUAGUGAGACCAUCAAAGCCCAAAUGUGAGCUGGAAGGAGAGCUGACAGAAGGAAGUGACGUGACUCUGCAGUGUGAGUCAGCCUCUGGCACAAAACCCAUCAUAUAUUACUGGCAGCGAAUCCGGGAGAAGGAGGGAGAGGAUGAGCGUCUUCCUGCCAGGUCCAGGAUUGACUACAAUAACCCUGGACGCGUUCUGCUGCAGAAUCUCACCAUGUCCUCCUCUGGGCUCUACCAGUGCACAGCAGGCAAUGAGGCCGGGAAGGAAAGCUGUGUGGUGCGGGUGACCGUACAGUAUGUACAAAGCAUCGGCAUGAUUGCAGGAGCGGUGACAGGCAUGGUGGCUGGAGCCCUGCUGAUUUUCCUCCUGGUAUGGCUACUGAUUCGAAGGAAAGACAAAGAGAGAUAUGAGGAAGAGGACAGACCUAAUGAAAUUCGGGAAGAUGCAGAAGCCCCCAAAGCCCGCCUGGUGAAACCCAGCUCCUCCUCCUCAGGCUCCCGGAGCUCCCGCUCCGGCUCGUCCUCCACGCGCUCCACAGCAAAUAGUGCCUCACGCAGCCAGCGGACACUGUCGACCGAAGCAGCACCGCAGCCGGGGCUGGCCGCCCCUGCCUACAGCCUGGUGGGGCCAGCGAGGAGAGGUUCUGAACCAAAGAAAGUGCACCACGCUACCCUGACCAAAGGAACCACACCCAGCAUGAUCCCCAGCCAGCGCAGAGCCUUCCAAACUGCCUGAAUUAGGGUGGCCUUGACUCCCAUGCUUUCCUUGGAGUCAGGAUUUUAGGACUCUAGUCAUUGAAGCUCAGUCACCAGCCACACAACCCCCUCAAAGCAGAUGACUCAUCAUUUAAGUAGCAAUGAGCGUUGCAUGGAACAGAUUGAAAUGAGUGCUUUCUUUCUAGGACACACUGAACGAGAAACAGGAUAUAAACUGAUCAUCUCCAAAACGGCAUCUCAUGGCGCCUUGAGACCAGAGUGGGGAAAAGUGGGGGUCCAAAUCUGUGUGUUUGUUGGCCAGGACCUGGGAUGGAAGAGGUUGGGGAAAGGGAAACGGAACACACUUAAAAAUUCUCACCGGAAAUGUUUUGUAUCAAUACUCUGAUUCACCAUAGUCAAGGAGAAAGGAGGUGUUGUUCAUAAAUUUUCUAUGCAUUUCUGCAAACCUACUGGAUUAUUGUGAUUAUUCAGAGUCAAGUGGAACACAGAGCCUUAUAUUACACCUAACUGUACCAUGUACUGGGCAUAUCACUUCUGAGAAAUUCAAAAAAGGAAGUAACGGUUCUUAUGACCUGACUUCAUUUACCAUAAGGUCUGGAUGUUAAUUUCACAAGGCACUGAGCUCGCGGGAGGAGCAGAAUGAUUUGAGUUUCUCCCACUCUAUCCACUACUAAUCUCCCUACUUAUAGUAAACUGUAGGAGACCUAAGGGAGGAAUUCAAAACGUGUGACAAGGGACUGUGAAAACCUUUCCAUCUUAGUCAUGUUCAGAGGGUCACUGCAGGUAUCAGAGAUACCUACUGGAACAGCUGUGGACUUUCCCUCCAAUCUGAGAUCUCUAAGGACUUUCCUGCCGGGUAGCUCUGAAGCAAGGAGACAUUCACUAUGUGUCAUUUGACAAUGUUCUUAGAAGUCUUCUAAAGCAAAAGAGCUCUUUCAGAGAGGCUGAACGAUAUCUGACGUAUGACUGCAUUCUCCUCUGAGAACAUAUGGAAUCAGAAUUUCAAACUGACUAGACUAGAAAGGGAGCUUAGAUCGGUUUUCUCUUAAUACGUUGUAACAUGUCAAGAAGAGGUAUAAAGAAGUUUACUAUUACACCGAA
Suricata suricatta (meerkat) is the source of this 2274-nucleotide messenger RNA. It is a transcript of the gene CLMP, whose product is annotated as CXADR like membrane protein. Gene Ontology annotation, cellular component: cytoplasmic microtubule; cell surface; membrane. NCBI's taxonomy places the organism in Eukaryota, Metazoa, Chordata, Mammalia, Carnivora, Herpestidae. The record is from RefSeq and is a predicted model, not a curated record.